CCGUGCUGAUGGGUCGACACAACACAUUAAUCUCAGAUUUCUUUGCUUUCCACCCAUUUAUAUAUAGGUAGAAUCUAUAUCUUAGCAUCUAAGGUCCUCUAUAUGUAAAUGUGUCAAGUGACAGAGGAGUUAUAGCUAUUCUGCAGGGACAAAUGGAGUUCACUGGAGUUUUGAUCGUCCCGUUUUUGGUUGUAUCAGUUCUCAUAGUGGAAGGUGAAGAGGUGAUGGCUCUACCACCCUGUGAUAUCCCGGCAAUCUACAACUUUGGCGACUCGAACUCCGACACUGGUGGAAUAGCAGCAGCAUUUUUUCCAAUGGCGGCACCCUGUGGGGAGACAUUCUUCGGUAGGCCGGCUGGAAGGGGAAGUGAUGGGCGACUAAUCAUAGACUUCAUUGCUGAUCACCUGGGGCUACCACAUUUAAGCGCAUACCUGGAUUCUAUUGGGACCAAUUUCCAGCAUGGUGCAAAUUUUGCAACAGGAGGAGCAACCAUUAGGCAACAGAAUGAGUCCUGGUUCGAGCAUGGUGUGAGCCCAUUCCCACUCGAUAUCCAAGUCGAGCACCAUAAUCAAUUCCAGGAAAGAACAACCUAUUUCUACAAUCAAGCCAAGGAACCAUCUGAUAGAAUCAGGCUCCCAAGACCUGAGGAUUUCUCCAAGGCUCUUUACACAUUUGAUAUUGGACAAAAUGAUAUUGCUGCAGGUCUUCGAACACUGAGCAUUGAAAAGCUUCGAGCCACCAUACCAAAUAUAGUUAACCAGUUUGCUGCAGCUGUCCAAGGUAUAUAUGAAAAGGGGGGAAGGAUAUUCUGGGUACACAACACUGGCCCAAUUGGUUGCUUGCCUGUAUCUACUGUGAAUGUUCACGAUCCCCUGCCUGGGUAUCUUGAUGAGAAGGGCUGCAUCAAGGAUCAGAACGACAUGGCUGCAGAGUUUAAUAAGCAACUUAAGGAUAAAGUGAUCCAACUGAGGGCAAAGCUUCCCCAAGCCACACUAACCUAUGUGGAUGUCUACAGUGCAAAGUAUGGAUUAAUCAGCAAUGCAAAGAAUCAAGGAUUUGAAGAUCCUUUCAAGAUCUGUUGCGGGUAUCACAAAAACAGCAUCGAUGUUUGGUGUGGGAAUAAUGCAACUAUUAAUGGCACUGAAGUAUAUGCUGGUUCUUGCACAAAUCCUUCAGCAGUCAUCAGCUGGGAUGGUGUGCAUUAUACCGAAGCUGCAAAUCUUUGGAUUGCCAACCAUAUAAUAAAUGGUUCAUUGUCAGACCCACCAAUUCCAAUCACACAAGCAUGUAAUACGAUCCUGUGA
Messenger RNA from Ilex paraguariensis (yerba mate), 1304 nucleotides. NCBI's taxonomy places the organism in Eukaryota, Viridiplantae, Streptophyta, Magnoliopsida, Aquifoliales, Aquifoliaceae. The record is from the annotation of a GenBank genome assembly.